CUAUCUGCUGUCUCUACCUCCUACACGUCUCUUCUCAUCCUUCAAUAUCGCUGUUCUUCUGCCCACAGUGAACAUGGAAUGUAGAAAAUGCUUGGCUUUAACAGCACUUCUGUCUUUGGUGUAUCUUGUGAAUGGCAAUGCUGAGUGUCAAAAACGAGUGCCAUUUUUACUAUUUCUACAUUCCAACAACUUCGUCUGCAGGUACACUAAAUCGGAACAUUUUUCCUACUUCAAGACCCACACUGAAACUUACAGAAAGAGUUGGUGUAUCUUCGGUUGUAAGCAGACUAGAAUUGCGAGGCUUGUCAAAUGGGGAACUCGGACGUACACAGCUUAUCGCUAUGAGAAAAUUUGCUGUGAUGGAUAUAAGGAAAUAAAUUCUGUAUGUAGCCCUAUCUGUAAUCCAAGCUGUGUUCACAGUCAAUGUAUAGCCCCGAACGUUUGCUCCAAAUGCGAUGCUGGCUACAUGAAACACCCAAGCAACAAUACGAGCUGCAUACCUGUUUGCAGUUCUGGGUGUACAAAUGCACAAUGCACAUCACCUGAUGUGUGCACAUGCAACAAUGGCUACACAAAAGAUCACAACAAUAGCAACAAAUGUCUUCCUAUCUGUAGUCCGGCAUGCAUAAAUGCACAAUGCACAUUACCUGAUGUGUGCACAUGCAACAAUGGCUACACAAAAGAUCACAACAAUAGCAACAAAUGUCUUCCUAUCUGUAGUCCGGCAUGCAUAAAUGCACAAUGCACAUUACCUGAUGUGUGCACAUGCAACAAUGGCUACACAAAAGAUCACAACAAUAGCAACAAAUGUCUUCCUAUCUGUAGUCCGGCAUGCAUAAAUGCACAAUGCACAUUACCUGAUGUGUGCACAUGCAACAAUGGCUACACAAAAGAUCACAACAAUAGCAACAAAUGUCUUCCUAUCUGUAGUCCGGCAUGCAUAAAUGCACAAUGCACAUUACCUGAUGUGUGCACAUGCAACAAUGGCUACACAAAAGAUCACAACAAUAGCAACAAAUGUCUUCCUAUCUGUAGUCCGGCAUGCAUAAAUGCACAAUGCACAUUACCUGAUGUGUGCACAUGCAACAAUGGCUACACAAAAGAUCACAACAAUAGCAACAAAUGUCUUCCUAUCUGUAGUCCGGCAUGCAUAAAUGCACAAUGCACAUUACCUGAUGUGUGCACAUGCAACAAUGGCUACACAAAAGAUCACAACAAUAGCAACAAAUGUCUUCCUAUCUGUAGUCCUGCAUGCAUAAAUGGGCAAUGCACAGCACCAAAUGUCUGCACGUGUAGUACUGGUUACGGAGAAUACCUUCCGAACAGCAAGUUCUGUGUUGCCAUUUGUAAUCCACACUGCAUAAAUGGAAUUUGUACGAAGCCCAAUGUUUGCUCUUGUAAUAGUGGCUACAGUAAAGAUCUUAUUAUUAGUAACAAAUGUUCACCGAUUUGCAUCCCAGCCUGUACAAAUGGACAGUGCAUUUACCCUAAUAUCUGCACAUGCAACGUUGGAUUUUCGAGAGAUAUUAAUAAUUCCAAAAACUGUGUGCCAGUAUGUAGUGAUGAAUGUAUAAAUGGAAUAUGUACAGCUCCAAAUACUUGCACAUGCAAAGCUGGAUUCAUUAAGGAUGGAAACAGUAACACAAAGUGUGUACCAGUUUGUGAUCCUGAAUGUAUUAAUGGAUUAUGUACCGAACCGAACGUAUGUACCUGUGACGACGGAUUUACAAACGACACAGAAAACACAACAAUGUGUGUACCGGUAUGUGAUCCUGAAUGUAUUAAUGGAUUAUGUACCGAACCGAACGUAUGUACCUGUGACGACGGAUUUACAAACGACACAGAAAACACAACAAUGUGUGUACCGGUAUGUGAUCCUGAAUGUAUUAAUGGAUUAUGUACCGAACCGAACGUAUGUACCUGUGACGACGGAUUUACAAACGACACAGAAAACACAACAAUGUGUGUACCGGUAUGUGAUCCUGAAUGUAUUAAUGGAUUAUGUACCGAACCGAACGUAUGUACCUGUGACGACGGAUUUACAAACGACACAGAAAACACAACAAUGUGUGUACCGGUAUGUGAUCCUGAAUGUAUUAAUGGAUUAUGUACCGAACCGAACGUAUGUACCUGUGACGACGGAUUUACAAACGACACAGAAAACACAACAAUGUGUGUACCGGUAUGUGAUCCUGAAUGUAUUAAUGGAUUAUGUACCGAACCGAACGUAUGUACCUGUGACGACGGAUUUACAAACGACACAGAAAACACAACAAUGUGUGUACCGGUAUGUGAUCCUGAAUGUAUUAAUGGAUUAUGUACCGAACCGAACGUAUGUACCUGUGACGACGGAUUUACAAACGACACAGAAAACACAACAAUGUGUGUACCGGUAUGUGAUCCUGAAUGUAUUAAUGGAUUAUGUACCGAACCGAACGUAUGUACCUGUGACGACGGAUUUACAAACGACACAGAAAACACAACAAUGUGUGUACCGGUAUGUGAUCCUGAAUGUAUUAAUGGAUUAUGUACCGAACCGAACGUAUGUACCUGUGACGACGGAUUUACAAACGACACAGAAAACACAACAAUGUGUGUACCGGUAUGUGAUCCAGAUUGUAUUAACGGAACAUGUGUGUCUCCAAAUACAUGUGUAUGUAAAAGCGGUUUUCAUAAAGACGCUUAUUAUACUUACAAAUGUGUGCCGAAAUGUAAAGAAGGCUGUUUAAACGGGGUAUGCACGGCCCCAAAUUUCUGCACGUGUAAUCCUGGGUACGCCAAAGAUACAAGGGAACUUUACAAAUGUUUACCAGAGUGCCAUGACGGAUGUGAAAAUGGUGUUUGUGUAGCGCCUAACAAUUGCACUUGUCAUGACAAAUAUAUACAUCACACACGCCAUAACAUCUGCACUGCAAAGUGUCCAGAUGGAUGUGUGAACGGGAAAUGUACCGAUUACCUAACAUGUAAAUGUGAUAAGGGGUGGACAGGUGUCAACUGCUCGAAUGCAGAUUUUAAUUCUGCAUUAAGAAGAUUUUUGCCCGGUGGAAAGUUUCUUAAUCAUCCGUUCGCUCUGUGGUUGAUUGUUGUGCCACUGCUAGUGGUAGUGAUCCUCAUUGUUCCUGCAGUGAUGAGAUUCGUUACAUGGAAACGUACACUGCACAUGGACACGUUCUACUGUGACCACAUGGCGACACAAGAUGCGGUUAAUUGCGAAAACCUACUAUACAGCGUAAGCGAGAGAGACGAAAUCCCGAUAAUAGACAAAAACAAAGAGAUGGAACAAGAAGCUGAAUAUGACUUCAACUAUCCUGUUGCAAGCUCAUGUCGUCUGAAAAACAAAGAAGCCGAAGAUUCUACAUAAAGCAGCCUCUUUAAAAGUGGUUUAACUUUAGGCUGUCUCACGCUGCCCUGUUAUUACAGCCUAUUUAUCUCAAUGCCACAAAAAAUCCCUAUGAGUCAUAUAGGAAUGCAGCCUAUGAGUAUUAAUAUGUAAAUUCAGUGACACAGCAGACAUUUAUACGAAUAAUUAAUUCUAGAUAAAAUAAAUAACACCGAAGAAACCAGCAAGCGCUAAACCAGUUCAACCUGAUGAAAGAUCUAUGUGCUACCAAUUUCGAAUGACUUUGAGGCUUUUCGUGUAUAAGAUACAGCAAGAUAAAUAGGCCUAUUUGAAUGGUAAUGUUUAUAAUUAACGACCGUGGCCUAUUUAACCUUCACGCAAGCAAGAAUACUGAUAUUACAGCCAGAAAGAAUGAAACGGUAGCAUGUACGUCCUUUCCCUUCAUAUUAAUUUUAUCAAACUUUAAUGAGACACAAGGAUACGAAAGCGUAUGGCUAAUUCUAUUAUUAUUGUUAUAAAGAAUUAUUGUUAUUAUUAUGUUCUUACGAAAACUAAAAAGUGUGUGUUAAUUUACAAUUACGAGAAAAGCAAAUAUUCUACGCUUGUUCUUUAAUGAAUGAUAAUGGAUAACAAAAUAUAAAUAACUAU
Molecule: messenger RNA, 3988 nt
Organism: Zootermopsis nevadensis
Lineage: Eukaryota; Metazoa; Arthropoda; Insecta; Blattodea; Termopsidae
Source: RefSeq, a predicted model, not a curated record